UCGUUUCCUCCCCCUUGUCUAGUAUCUCGCCUAGUUCUCAAGUUCUAUGACCCUCAGGACACAAACCCGAACUAUAUCCCAGUGUAAGUCGUCGCCAUCGAAGAAGUGCAAGCGCUGAGUUACUAGGCCCGCAAUAUCAUGUUUCAUAUACGAAUGGCCAGAAUCCUAGCUGUAUUUCUGGCGUUGCUUCUGGCUAUUUCGAUCUGUAAAGCGGCGGUGAUUUACGAGCCGAUCUCGGAUUCUCAUCGAACUGUGGCCGUAGAGCUCUUCGCGCCUAUUAAUGGAUCCUAUCCCAGUUUAGAAGAUACAUAUGAGGCCUUGAGCAUUUAUGAGAUUCUUGCAAUAGAAAAGAAGCCUGAUGUGAGCACAACUGCUUGUCAAAAAGUAAUGGAGAUUCUUGGGUCAUCAUCUCCUCCAAAGGAUGUGUUCUAUGCCUUAAAAGUUAAUGGAAAAUUGAAAUGCAAGGUCGAUGAGAAGGUUCUCAAGAAUAUUGCUUCAAGACUGCAAGCCACUGUCAGUGAUGCAAGUACGUUGUUCGACAUAUACUACUCAAUAGGAAGUCUGGUUCUUAUAAAGGAUCAGACUCCUAAUGUUGAUGUGCUUCUUGCUGAUGGUGAUGGGACAUUUCAAUCAAUCAAGGCGCUAAGCCAGAGUGAUGGAAGAUGGCGCUACAGCCCUGACCCUGAGUCUAGUACUUAUGCUGCCGGAUUAGCACUUGAAGCAUUUGCUGGGGUGAUCUCACUAGCAUCUUCUGAAAUUGAUCGGUCUGGGAUUGAUAUGGUGAAAAAUGAUAUAUUGAAGCUUUUUGACAGCAUUGAGAAAUAUGAUGAUGGGACCUUUUACUUUGAUGAGAAAAUUGUUGGUGGACGUGAGUAUCAAGGUUCUCUUUCCACGACUGCUUCGGUUGUGCGGGGGCUUACAGCAUUUUCUGACAUAACUUCUGAAAAAUUGAAUCUUCCAGCAGAUAAAUAGGGUUUGGCAAAAUUCUUCCUGGGCAUUGGAAUCCCAGGAGAUGCAAAGGAUUUCUUCAAUCAAAUAGAAUCAUUAGCUUUUUUAGAGAAUAGCAGGGUUGCCACCCCAUUGAUACUGUCUCUUCCUGACACUGUUUUUUCAUUAACCAAUGAAGACUUGCUUAAGGUUAAGGUGAAUACAGUGCUUGGUUCAGCUGCACCACCUUUAACGGUAAUUGUUCGAGCAUUCAGAUCUGGUGCUGAAGAUUCAUCUAUUAUUGAGAGUAAGGAGCUCCAGUAUGACUCACGUGGACUUCAUGUCUUCAGUUUUCUCUCAAAGCAUGUGGAUUUGGGAACUUAUAUAUUUGUUUUUGAGAUGGUGCUUCAUGGAUCUCAUAAUGAUAAAAUAUAUGCCACUGGAGGCCAAAUUCACGUGCCAGUAUAUGUCACUGGAAUCAAUAAAGUUGGCAAUGCAGAAAUUGCUGUUCUCGACAGUGAUUUGGGAAGUGUUGAAACCAGAAAAACGUUGGAUUUGUCUAGAAAUAAUGUUGUUUCACUCUCAGCUAACCACCUGCAGAAGUUGCGUUUGUCAUUUCAAUUGACAAUGCCUAAUGGUCGUGCUUUUAAGCCACAUCAGGCAUUUCUUAAGUUGAGACAUGAGACUAAGGUUGAACACAUCUUUGUGGUUGGGAAUACUGGCCAGAAGUUUGAGAUCAUUCUUGAUUUUCUUGGCUUGGUGGAAAAAUUCUUUUAUCUCUCAGGCAGAUAUGACAUUGAGCUGACUGUUGGUGAUGCUGCCAUGGAGAACUCUUUCUUGCAGCCUCUGGGCCAUGUUGAUUUAGAUCUUCCAGAUGCACCUGAAAAGGGAGCUCGCCCUCCUGCUCCACCUGUUGAUCCUUAUUCAAGAUAUGGACCCAAAGAAGAGAUAACCCACUUAUUCAGGGCUCCUGAAAAGCGACCACCGCAGAAUCUCUCGCUAGCUUUCUUGAUUUUGACCCUUUUGCCACUUAUUGGUUUUUUGGUUGGUCUUUUACGAUUAGGAGUGAACCUGAAGAACUUCCCUGCUUCAUCAGUAAAUGCUCUCUAUGCUGCUCUGUUCCAUCUUGGCAUUGCUGCAGUUCUGUUGCUUUAUACACUUUUCUGGUUGAAGCUGGACCUGUUCACCACACUCAAAACACUAAGUCUUUUAGGAGUAUUUUUGCUGUUUGUGGGACACAGAAGUCUUUCCUAUCUCGCUUCUACAUCGGCCAAGUUGAAGUCUGCAUGAGUAAACCGAUGAAUCUCCCUAUAUAUAUUACAAGAGACGACAAUAGAAAGAGUUACUUCUUGAAGGGAAAUUGGUGCUAAUCCAGUUUUGUAGGACCUUUCUUGGAUCAGCUCAUGGCGAGUGAAGAUAGUUGAGUUGUAUUGAAAGAGAAAAGUUCAUCUCGUUGAUCUCUGCUAUUCCCCUUUGAAAAACCUAUGAUGGUCCAACCAAUGUUUUAGCCUUCGUUCUACCUGCCCUUGACCUUAUUUAUGGUAAGCAUAGCCUUUUUUAACAUUAUGCUUUCGAGUUAUUGACCAUUUUUUUUAAGAAAAAGGUAACAUUAUGCUUUCUA
Molecule: messenger RNA, 2548 nt
Organism: Prosopis cineraria
Lineage: Eukaryota; Viridiplantae; Streptophyta; Magnoliopsida; Fabales; Fabaceae
Product: dolichyl-diphosphooligosaccharide--protein glycosyltransferase subunit 2-like
Biological process (GO): protein N-linked glycosylation
Cellular component (GO): oligosaccharyltransferase complex; membrane
Source: RefSeq, a predicted model, not a curated record